Messenger RNA from Cylindrotheca closterium, 423 nucleotides. The record is from the annotation of a GenBank genome assembly. NCBI's taxonomy places the organism in Eukaryota, Bacillariophyta, Bacillariophyceae, Bacillariales, Bacillariaceae.
AUGACAAAGACUCUAUUAUGCUGUGAUUAUGAAGAUUUCGACACUGCUCUUGAUCUCAAAUUCAAAAUUCAAGAAGAACUUGGCUUCAAAGUCAUGCUUGACGUUGAAGACUGGGGAACAACAAAACAAGCGGAGAACAAGAAUACUCGUUGCAAGAGAAAUGAUAAUCUUCGAGUUUCCCAAGAGCUUAAAAGGGCCGACGUCCUAUUGGUCUUUCAUUUCCAUGAGUUCAACAUCUCUGCCUGGGUCAUCCUUGAAAAUACUGACGAAAUCCAACAGCAGCAUCAUGACAAGGCCAAGAAACAGGCUGAACGAAAAAGCUAUUUCCCAGAAUGCAUCGACUUUUCGGACUCCUUCGCGGAAGGAAUAACAAUCUUUGAGAGCAUCCUAAGAACUGAUUAUGGUCUAGUUGCAACACAAUAA